UCAGAUUGCAGUGUUGUUUAUUAAAAUAUGAACCCUCUUUUUAUUCUUUCUAUAUAACCUUGCAUUCUUCCAAAUCAAACCUAUUAUUGAUUCUACUCCUUUUCAAGGUCUUCACUUUCCUCAAUCCAUAAGGUGGUUGGAAUUGGAACACUACAAUCAAUUAAUAUUUCUCUCCUAUAUAAUCGACUACUCAACCAGAAGCAAUCAAAUGGAUAGUAUUGAUUGGGGCAAUGAGCUUGAACAAAGCUUGAUAAUGUCUUCCCCAAAUCUCCUCUACAACAACAACAACGACGACAAAAUCGAGAGCUCGAUUCAUCAGAAAACCGAGAAUAUUUUGCCUCAAUGGAAUUCAAUUAGAUCAGGAGCUGGCAGCGGUUGGGCCGUCGCCGUCAAUGAAGGAGCCAUGACGUCGCGGUCCUACAUUGAAUGCGGUAGGCCCUCCGCAUUCAACACCACUCUUCCUCAUCCUCAUCCUCGAGUCGAAAAUGGCAUCAUUAUUAAUAAUGAAUCGAACAUUCUCGAUGCGGCCGCCUCUUUCGAGUCGUCCCUCGACUGCCUCCUCUCCGCAUCCACCGCCACGUCAGCCGAUCACGACGACAUCUUCUCCGAUUGCUGGAAUUUCGCGAAUCCGGAUAAAAUCGUCGCUAAAAAUUCCGAUGAAAUCGGGAGUAAUCAGAAAAGGAAGCUCGAAUUCCGCUCCGAUCGCGGUGAUUUUGAGCCGAAGAAGGCGAGAUUCGAGAAAAAUCCGUCGUCGUCGAACAUCAAUUUCCACUCCGAUCGCGGCGAUUUUGAGCCGAAGAAGGCAAGAUUCGAGAAAAGUCCGACGUCGUCGAACAUCAAUUUCCACUCAGAUCGCGGCGAUUUUGAGUCGAAGAAGGCGAGAUUCGAGAGGAAUUCGUCGUCGGCGAACAUCAAUUUCCAGCAGGCGAGCUCGUCGGCGUCGUCCGGCGGCUGCGACGAGCCGGACACGGAGGCGAUCGCGCAGAUGAAGGAGAUCAUCUACCGCGCGGCGGCGUUCAGGCCGGUGGAUUUCGGCGCGGAGGCGGCGGAGAAGCCGAGGAGGAAGAACGUGAGGGUGUCGAGCGAUCCGCAGACGGUGGCGGCGCGGCAGCGGAGAGAGAGGAUCAGUGAGAGGAUUAGGGUUUUGCAGAAGCUCGUCCCCGGCGGGAGCAAAAUGGACACGGCGUCGAUGCUGGAUGAGGCGGCGAAUUACCUGAAAUUCCUCCGAUCGCAGGUGAAAGCGCUCGAGGCGAUGGGGCAGAAGAAUCCGGUGGGGAAUAAUUUUCCGACGAGUGCGAAUUUCGGAUUCUCGCCGUUUAUUGGCUACUCGUUUGCCAUGCAGCAGCAGCCUCAGUUCUCAAUCCAUCAUAAUCCAAAUCAAUUCAAAAGUUGAGAAAAUAUUUUAAUUUUUUUUAUUGGUUUCCCCAAUUAAUUUUUCAUGAUGUAGGUUAUCAUGAUUAGAUCAUGAUGUAUGUGUUUGGGAAAAAAUGGGUUUUUAAUUAACUUGUAAAAGUUGAAGAAGAAUCAUAAUUAUGAAGCCAUCAUUAACUUUGCC
Messenger RNA from Salvia splendens (bonfire salvia), 1555 nucleotides. RefSeq names its product transcription factor bHLH87. Gene Ontology annotation, biological process: regulation of DNA-templated transcription. Lineage: Eukaryota; Viridiplantae; Streptophyta; Magnoliopsida; Lamiales; Lamiaceae. Gene Ontology annotation, molecular function: protein dimerization activity; DNA-binding transcription factor activity. The coding region runs from base 209 to 1393 and encodes 394 amino acids. The transcript is spliced from 3 exons. The record is from RefSeq and is a predicted model, not a curated record.